Molecule: messenger RNA, 2235 nt
Organism: Diaporthe batatas
Lineage: Eukaryota; Fungi; Ascomycota; Sordariomycetes; Diaporthales; Diaporthaceae
Exons: 6
Coding region: 1-2235 (744 amino acids)
Molecular function (GO): iron ion binding; monooxygenase activity; heme binding
Source: RefSeq, a predicted model, not a curated record
AUGUUUUCAGGCAUAGACAACUGGCAGGCUGCUGCUUUUGCCCCGGCAUCGAUGCCCUUGAUUCCAAUUUGCUUUCUUCUUAUUUACCUAUUGUCGUAUUCCGUAUACCAACUCGCCUUCAACCACCUGCGCAAGUUCCCAGGUCCCAAGCUAUGGGCGAUUUCGUACAUUCCCUACGUUCGCCACUACAUGUCCGGGAAUGGCCAUCGUAAGAUAUUGAAGCUUCACCAAAAAUACGGCCCGAUUGUCCGCGUUGGUCCGACGCAUAUCUCCAUCAACCACCCAGACGGCAUGCAGGAUGUCCGCGGCCACCGGAAGACGGGUGAGAACCCCAAGGACCUCAUCAAUGCGAUGACGAACCGAGACAACCUCAUCGGCGCCAACCGCGAGGACCAUCAGCGUUUCCGUCGCCUACUAGCACAUGGGUUCUCUGCGCAGUCUAUGAUGGCACAGGAACCUGUCAUCAAGCAAUAUGUGGAUCAGCUGUUCCUGAAGUUGCAUGAAGUUUCUGAGGGCGGCACGAAGCCUGUGGACGUUGAAAGGUGGUUCAAUUUUACGACGUUCGAUAUCAUUGGCGACCUGGCAUUCGGCGAGCCUUUCGGAUGCCUAGAGAAUAGUACCUAUCACCCUUGGGUUGACAUCCUUUUCAUGAGCAUUAAGAACAUGGCAUUCUUGAAUGCAACUAGACGGCUUUCAUGGAUCGGGCCACUGCUCAUGAUGACUGUUCCUCGCAGCUUGGCCACCAAGUUGGCUGAGAACAAGGAAUUAUCUCGGCAUAAAGUGCGGAAGAGGUUGGACCUCAGCACCAGCCGUCCAGACUUCAUGGGCGCUAUGAUCAGGAAAUCCGAAUCUGCUGGUUUGACGAUCUCCUUUGAAGAGCUUACAUCCAACGCUUUGAUGCUUGUGAUCGGGGGCUCGGAAACAACAGCCACGUUGCUGUCUGCGGCGACGUUUUUCCUAGUCACUAACCCAACAACCUUGGCGAAGCUCAACGACGAGAUUCGGUCAACCUUUCAGAGUGAAGAUCAGAUCGACAUGCUCAGUGUCCAGAACCUCAAAUACUUAUCCGCCGUCUUGGACGAAAGCAUGCGAUGUUACCCUCCCGUGCCCGGGCCGAGCCCACGAAUGAUUGGAGAGGGAGGUGAUAAAAUCCUUGGCGAAUUCAUACCAGAAGGGACCACCGUGGAUUCGUGGCAUUGGGCUAUAUAUCACAACCCUGACCAUUUCGCGAUGGCUGAGGAGUUCCACCCCGAACGUUGGCUGGAUGACCCGAGAUUCGCUGGAGAUGCCAAAAGAGCACUUCAGCCCUUCUCCCUUGGGCCCCGGAACUGCAUUGGGAAGAAUUUGGCCAACGCAGAAAUGCGCAUGAUGCUGGCCAGGUUAAUCUGGAACUUUGACAUCCGCGCCGGGAAUAAGUUGGAGGAGUGGGGAUCCCAACAAGACGCCGCCAUGUCCAGCUUACAGAAGCAGUAUGCCCAGUACCCCAGCCUGGUCGACAGGGUCGUGGUCAUAUCCGGGGGAGCCACCGGGAUCGGCGGGAGCAUGACCGAGGCUUUUGCACUUCAGGGAAGCCGGGUAAUCAUCCUCGACAUACAGGACGAGCCCGCGAGGCAACUCGUAGACGACCUUGUGUCAAAAGGGGUCAAGAACCCGCCAGAGUUUCACCACUGCGAUGUGACGGAUAUUACUGGAGCCGUCAGACCCACCGCGGCCAACAUCCUCGCGAAAUACCCAGCGGUCCACGGCGUCGUGAACAACGCAGCCCACGACAAGCGCGUGAGCACCAUGGACAUCACGCCCGAGGACUGGGAUCAAGGGCUCAACGUCAACCUGCGGCACACUUUCUUCCUCACGCAGGCCCUCAUGCCGGGCCUCGUCGCGGCUGGCGCCUCGUCCGUCGUCAACAUGGGCAGCAUCAUCUGGGCCAUCCCGGAGACGGGGGUCGUCCCCUACGUCGCGAGCAAGUCGGCCAUCGUCGGGCUCACCAGGACGCUUGCGCACGAGUUUGGGCCGAAGGGCGUCAGGGUGAACAGCAUCAUGCCAGGGGCAGUUGCUACCGAGAGGCAGAAGCAGGAUAUCCUCACGCCAGAGUACGAGUCGAAGGUGUUGGGGCGACAGGCAUUGAAGAGGCUCCUGCAGCCGGAUGAUGUCUCACGGCUGGCGUUGUGGUUGAUUGCGGAUGACAGCUCGGGGGUUACAAACCAGAGCAUUGUGGUUGACGGCGGGUGGAUCUGA